Molecule: messenger RNA, 4725 nt
Organism: Stegodyphus dumicola
Lineage: Eukaryota; Metazoa; Arthropoda; Arachnida; Araneae; Eresidae
Gene: SMSr
Product: Sphingomyelin synthase related
Biological process (GO): ceramide biosynthetic process
Cellular component (GO): plasma membrane; Golgi membrane; endoplasmic reticulum membrane
Molecular function (GO): ceramide cholinephosphotransferase activity; protein binding; sphingomyelin synthase activity
Source: RefSeq, a predicted model, not a curated record
CAUUUUGAAAAUACACAUAAUUUAGAAGGAUUUAUUCCUAAAAAAAAUUACGAAACGUAAAAAUGCGAAAUAAAAUAUCAGAAAUAAACGAUAUGGUAAUUGUAAUCUAAAUUAAAUGGAAGAGGUAAGCGUGUUUACAUUUACGUUUCCGUGUGUUUUAGAAAUCGAAGAAAAGUUGUGGUAUGGGAACCCUGCAGUUAGACCAAGUGUGUUUGUGGACUAUAGAUGAUGUUAAAAUUUGGCUAAAAGAAAAUGGUUUUGGACAGUACAUUCAACUUCUCUGUUAUAAUCAUCGUAUUGAUGGUAAAGCUCUGUUGACUUUGUCAGAGAAUGAUUUGAAGUCACCUCCACUGUCAAUAUCUGUGUUAGGAGACAUUAAACGCUUGGCCAUUGCUGUGCAUGAAUUGCAAGCAUUGAAUCCUGUUCUACUGCCUCAGUGUAGGGCAUCCGGAGAUGAUUCUGCUUCUUAUCGAAUUAGUAAUAAUGGAGCAAAGUUACGUCGACGCAGACAUAGAAGAGAAGCUAGUGAUUCUUCAGAUUUAAAUACAUUUGGUAGUGAGUUUAGUGAAGAUGAAGGUGAUCAUUCUGAAAAUUCUCAUAAACAGCAGCCAACAUUGAUGAUAUCUGUGGAGCUUAAACCUGAAGUUUGGAAAACAGCUGUUGGCAUGAUAUAUUUCUUCACUGUAACUUGGAUCACUGCUAUUGUGAUGGUCAUUGUACAUGAUCGUGUGCCUGAUAUGCAGACUUACCCUCCUCUCCCAGAUAUAUUCUUAGACAACAUUCCAUAUAUGCCUUGGGCUUUUAGCAUGUGUGAACUUACAGGAAUUAUUCUUUUCCUAAUAUGGAUGGCUAUUUUAUUUUUUCAUAAGCACAGGUUCAUUCUCCUUCGAAGGAUGUUUUCACUUUUUGGAUCAGUCUUCCUACUUCGUUGCAUUACAAUGAUAAUUACAUCAUUGUCUGUUCCAGGAAAGCAUUUAGAAUGUAAAGCUAGGUCAUAUGGUGAAUGGCGAGAUAAAAUUCGUACAGCUUUUUUGAUUUGGCUUGGAGGUGGAAUGUCAAUUCAAGGUGUUAGAACAUGUGGAGAUUAUAUGUUUAGUGGCCAUACGGUUGCUCUCACAUUACUUAACUUUUUCAUUACAGAAUACACUCCAAGGAGCAUGUAUUAUUUACACACUUUUACAUGGGUGUUGAACAUCUUUGGUAUAUUUUUCAUUUUAGCUGGUCAUGAGCAUUAUUCUAUAGAUAUAUUCAUUGCAUUUUAUAUUUCUACUCGCCUUUUCUUAUACUAUCAUGCACUUGCAAACAAUAGAGCCUUUGUCCGUGACGAUAGGAGGAGAACUAGAAUUUGGUUUCCUCUUUUUUACUUUUUUGAGUCAGGUGUUGAUGGACCUGUGCCAAAUGAGUAUGAGUGGCCCAUGCGCAUUCCAGAAAAAUUGCAACAUAUUAUUUCUCAAUUAUUUGUUUGAUAUGUGAUUUUUAUUGUUUGCAAAUUUUGUUGCAGAUAUUUAUUUCUUAUUGAUGCAUUCAAACCCUUUAUAAUGCAUCAUUUAUUUAAGUAUUAUUUUAUUUGCUGUAAUAUAUUUAACUGCUGAAAAUAAGUAAAUGUUAUGCUUUCACAUUGUUGAAUUAAAGAAUUAUAUUUAUAGUGAAGAUGAGUUAUGAUAAUUUAUUUUGCUGUCAGUCGUAAUAUAUUUUUGAAAACAUUUUAAUUUAUGUAUUCGAUUUCUCUUUAAAAAGAAGCUGAUAUGUGAUACUCUUGUUAUUUUGUGUAAGAAUAUUAUUAUAGUACAUGUUUCAAUUUGUAAAUAUUAAGCCUUAUUGAUUGUAUUUUACUUGAAUUCUGGUAUAAUAAAAUAUUUCUUCCAAAAAUUAAAAUCUGUAGUAACAGAAUUUUCAGUAAUUAUAUGGAUUUAUUCAAAUGUUUGUUUGUUUGUUUUUUUAAUUUACAGAGUUUAUAAAAGAAAAUUGUGUAACUUUAAAACAUUUGAAGUGUUUAAAAAUCCAUGCAUCUUAGCAAAAUAUGUGUUUUAUGUUCUAUUUUGUUAGAGACUUCUUGAAUGUCGAAAAUGACUUUUAUUAAAUUAUUGGAUUUUAGUAUGUUGAAUGUUUUAUAAAUUGUGCAAAUUAAAAAGCGACUUGAACUUUGCAAAUGAUAUAUAUUAUGAAGUAAGAAGUUUCAGUAAAUAGUUAUAUACAUUCCAUUUCUAUAUUUAUAUUUUCUUGCAUAACACUUAAACAUAAAGAUGAUAUUUCACAUGCUUAUUUUAGAGAUAUUUUAACUGAUAUUUAUGUUGUAAAUUUUGAUAUCAAAUGCUUAAGAUGAUGCCUCUUUAAAAUAUAUUUUUUAAUGAUCUGAUAAAAGAAAUCUUUAACAGCUUUCAGUGGUACAUUUCUGGAAUAUAGUAAUUAAAAGUUAGUGUAAUUAGCUUCAUAUUUAAUAUUUUACUUUAAAUAUAAACCUCUCCUUCAAUACAGAUUGCGCCAAUUUUAAAAUGUUGUUUAUGAAACAAUAUUUUGCUAAGCAAUGAAAGGGUUUCUUUUUAAAGCAGAAUUUAAUUUAAUCAUUAUAGUAAUUCUAAAAUAAUGUUAUGUAUGAAUAAUAAAUAAAGAAAAACACUAGAAUGUUGAAAAUAAAGCAAAAUUUUAUAUAUUUAUUUAAGAAAUUAAUUCUGUAUUUUCAUUGUGAAGGAUUUGUGAAAAAAGUUUACUAAGAUAAGUUUCACAUUAGUCAGUUAUUUUAAUUAUGAAGUGUAAUCAGAAUGUUGCAUUUCUGUAGCAUUGUUAGCAUUUAUUGUAAAAUAUUAGCAGCAUAUUAUAUCAGUAUUUUAUAAAUAAUUAUUACAAAUAUUUUACCUCUAAAAUUAUUAUUUUGUUAAAAUUAUAUUUUUAAAUAUUAUUGUGUUGUGAAUUAUAAUUAGUUAUGUAAUUAUGGAGUAGUGUUGUAAAUAUAAAAAGUAAAUUGAAAGAUAUUUUAUAAGCCAAAUUUUAAAGGAAUGUAACAGUAAUUUUUUUAGCAUCUGCAUAUUUUGUGAUAUACUGUUUGAAUUUAAAAAAUAUACUGUGAUGCUGUUAUUACUCAAAAAUGCUAGUUUUCAGAUGCAUGGGCGGGGGAGAUACUUGUUGUUGGAGAUGCUAAAUUGUUUUUAAAAUUUUUUCUGGUUUUGUUUCAGAUUUAUAGUAAAUUUAAUGAAAUUUACUUUAAAAUGAUUACCAUUUUCAUAGCGUAAAUUGGGUAUAAUUUAUAUAUGCUCUCUCUUACAAAAUUACAUUAAGUAUUGAUCUACUUAUAGAAGUGCCAAAUUUAUUCCUUAUUAUGACAAAACCAAGAAUUUUCUUACUAUAGUUAUUGUUUGAAACUUAUUGUAAGUGUAUUUGGUGAAUAGUUAAAAUAAUUUUCAGAGUUAUAACUGUGCAAGAUUUUGUAAUAAUACAAACAGAGAUUACGCAUGUUUUAUGAGCAGCUUAUUAUUAAUAACAAAGAAAAGUAUAUAAGAGCUAUAUCUACAGUAUUGCAUAUAAAUUAGCUUUGUUUAGAUUGUUUUUUUAGAUUAGUAUCCAUGAUAAGAAAAAAUUAAAUAAUCGGCAAAAUUAAUAAUGUAUUCAAGUAAGCAUUUUAAAAAAAUAUUUGCAUCUGCUUUAAUAUUUUUUCUGAACUUCAUCUUAACAGAAAUAUUCAAAAGCUGAAAUGAUAAAUGUUUUUUACAUGUGAAUUCAUUUUUACAGUUUCUGUGAAUUCCUAAUUGUAAAAAAGGCACUGAAAAAUAAUAUUCACAACUGAUCCUAUCAUUUGCUCCUCAAUAUGAUAUUUUAUCAUUAUUAUCAUUGUGAAGCUUACUUUUUAAAUGAUGUUACUUGAUUUUGAAAAAUUAUAUAUAUAUAUAUAUAUGAGGUGUUUUUUUUUUUUUUUUUUUUUUUUUUGUGUGUGUGUGUGAUACCUUUCUGUCAUUGUUUCAUUCAUGCUCUUUUGAAAUAUUAGACUAUUUUGAAAUUGAAAAUAUAAUCUAAAGCUCUCACAAGCCUAACUGCACAAUUUUGCACACAAAAGCAAUUAAUCAUAGCUCAGUGUUCCAUGUUUAACUUGAAGUUUUAUAAAUAUUUUCCUUAAAAAUUGUGAACUUGUGUUUCAGUUUUUAAAUAGAUGGUAUAACAAAGUUAUGAAUUGCAAAACUGAUUGAUGCCAAAACUGUAAAGUAUUAUAUGUAAAAAUAUUUUACAGUUUUGGAAUUAUAAAUUUGUUUACUAUGUAUUGUCAUUUGCAGAAUAAAUAUGAAAGUUACAUUCCAGUUUAUUGAAUUUUAUAGGAGCACUAAAAUCUGCUAUUUAAAAAGUGUGCAAUAUUAUUAGUGUAUUUUGUAAUUUUAUGUUUAUUUCAAAAUGGAAGAUUUUGUGCAAUAAUUAUUAUAAAAUGUAUUGAUUUAUUGUUAUUUCUAUACCAUUAUGAUUUCAGAAAGUAAGCAGCUAACUUUAUAAACUCAAUUUAAUGUAUUCCGAAUGUGUAUAUUUUACGUGAGAUUAAUGUUUUAUUGUUACCCCUUGUAAUAUAAAGUAAUGAGUAUAAUUUAUUUAAAGCACCAUUAAUUGCUCAAUUUCAUUAAAUUAUAUCUUCUAAAUGCUAAGUCCUUGAUUUCCCCCCCCCCAUUUCUAUCAAAGCAGAGCUGUGUUUAUCUGACUUUUUAUAACUAUUUUUGAAUGAAUAAAAUUUUCAUAGCAGUAAUUUUAUAAAAA